CCUCAUCUACAAAAUCUAGGGUAUAAAAAGCCCCAAAUUUCUUCGCUCGCGAAAAGCUUUGGAGCCAUCGUUGUCCCGGUUAGAAUCAAGAAACGAGAAGAAUCACAUACUUACCAACAAUCUAUCUUGUUUUCUGAAGAAGAAUGGCAACGUUUGAACUCUACCGCAGAUCGACGAUCGGAAUGUGUUUGACUGAAACUUUGGACGAAAUGGUCCAGAACGGUACUCUUAGUCCGGAGCUUGCUAUUCAAGUUCUUGUCCAGUUCGAUAAGUCUAUGACUGAGGCUCUGGAAUCACAGGUGAAAAGCAAGGUGUCUAUCAAGGGACAUUUGCACACCUACCGGUUCUGCGACAAUGUUUGGACAUUCAUUUUGCAGGAUGCAACAUUUAAGAACGAGGAUUCCCAAGAGACUGUUGGAAGAAUUAAAAUAGUAGCAUGUGACUCAAAGUUACUCACACAAUAAGCUUGAUGAUGAAAUUUGCAUAAUUAUUUGAUGAUGGUAGAAGGAAAUAGUCAUGGUGACGAAAUGGCCAUCCGGGGGCAAUGUUGCGAGUUUGAAGCAAUUCAAACAUGAUUCUGUAAAGUCAUCGACCCGAACAGCUAAAAGUUACUUUCACGCCCAUUGAAGAUACAUUUGACUGUAAUUGGCAUUUAAAGCUGAUUACAUAACAAGUAUACAGCCCUUCUAGUGUAAUGAUAAUAAAAACAUGAUAUCUAUUUUCAUAUUAUGCUUUCAAUCUUUGUUUCU
Cucurbita maxima (winter squash) is the source of this 749-nucleotide messenger RNA. Its product is annotated as transcription initiation factor IIA subunit 2. Gene Ontology annotation, molecular function: RNA polymerase II general transcription initiation factor activity; TBP-class protein binding. Gene Ontology annotation, cellular component: transcription factor TFIIA complex. Gene Ontology annotation, biological process: transcription initiation at RNA polymerase II promoter; RNA polymerase II preinitiation complex assembly. The transcript has 4 exons. The record is from RefSeq and is a predicted model, not a curated record. NCBI's taxonomy places the organism in Eukaryota, Viridiplantae, Streptophyta, Magnoliopsida, Cucurbitales, Cucurbitaceae. Bases 144 to 464 code for a protein of 106 amino acids.